Messenger RNA from Brassica rapa (field mustard), 1467 nucleotides. RefSeq names its product plasmodesmata-located protein 7. Gene Ontology annotation, cellular component: plasmodesma. NCBI's taxonomy places the organism in Eukaryota, Viridiplantae, Streptophyta, Magnoliopsida, Brassicales, Brassicaceae. The record is from RefSeq and is a predicted model, not a curated record.
UAAUUUCAACAUUAAAAAAAAAUUCUUCUCCAACCAUAACACCAAAUUUUACACUAAAAGCUAUUUUAUAAUAUUAUAUGUAUUUAUAGUUUUAUUUGUCAUUUAUUUAAUUGUCCAUUUUAUUAAUAAAUUAAGUGAAUAGUGUUUUAGUGAGAUGAAUAGUGUUUUAGUGUGGUGAAUAGUGUCACACCAAAUUUUGUAUGAAAUUAUAGUGUUGCACUAAAAUAGUGUGAUUUUUAGUGUUGGGUUGGAGAAAGUUUUAGUGUCAAAAUCACACUAAAAUAGUAUUUUGAAGUUGGGUUGGAGAUGACCUUAAUCACUUACAUACAUGUAUAAAUAAGUAUAUAUUUUCAUUGCUAGUGUCUUUCUCUCCUUUUUCAUUAAAGCCAAUGGCAUCACUAAGGAACACUCUCUCACUCGUCUUCUGUCUCCUCGCCGCAACCGGUCCUUGGCUCUGCUCCGCCACCUCCGCCACCUCCGCCACAGACACUUUCGUCUACGGUGGCUGCUCCCAGCAAAAAUUCUCUCCCGCAUCUCCUUAUGAGUCAAACCUUAACUCGCUUCUAACUUCUCUAGUCAACUCAGCUACAUACUCUUCCUACAACAACUUCACCAUCAUGGGCUCUUCCUCUUCAGACACUGCUCGUGGCCUUUUCCAAUGCCGUGGUGACCUAUCCAUGCCCGACUGCGCCACGUGUGUGGCACGUGCCGUCUCCCAAGUCGGCCCUCUUUGCCCUUACACCUGCGGUGGGGCCCUCCAGCUAGCCGGUUGCUACAUCAAGUACGAUAAUGUCAGCUUCCUUGGCCAAGAAGACAAGACCGUCGUCCUAAAGAAAUGUGGUCCCUCUGAGGGUUACAAUACCGAAGGAAUCAGCCGGAGAGACGCUGUUCUCACGGAACUACUGGGCGGCGGAGGAUAUUUUCGGGCAGGAGGGUCCAGUGAUGUUCAAGGUAUGGGGCAGUGUGUUGGAGAUCUAACCGUUUCAGAGUGCCAAGAUUGUUUAGGAACGGCCAUCGGACGGCUUAAAAACGAUUGUGGCACAGCCGUAUUUGGAGACAUGUUCUUGACCAAGUGUUACGCAAGAUAUUCAACCGACGGUGGAAAAUACAAUGCCAAGUCUCAUAACUAUAAAACAAACUAUGGUGGAGAAAGGACGUUCGCCAUCAUCAUAGGACUACUAGCUGCAGUUGUUCUUCUCAUUAUCUUCCUUCUUUUCCUAAGAGGCGUUUGCAGUCGCGGAGGUAAAUAAAUGUCAAAGGCGUGGAUCUCAGAGAAGCAAAACUUCAGAUGAGAUGUAUAUCGCUUUGGAUUCUGUCGACUUUUCAUUAUUUCUUUUUAAUUACUUUUUCUGCACUAUUUUAAUUGGUUUAUCUCGAUUGUUGUUACAUAAUACUUGUGAUAAUAAUUAUUUUAAUGAAAAGAGAGCCGAUAAAAGGAGGUUCUAAGAAAUGAAUUUUAAAGGGCUU